This is a messenger RNA of Acanthaster planci (crown-of-thorns starfish), 7400 nucleotides long. Its product is annotated as histone-lysine N-methyltransferase EHMT2-like. Gene Ontology annotation, biological process: negative regulation of transcription by RNA polymerase II; peptidyl-lysine dimethylation. The record is from RefSeq and is a predicted model, not a curated record. Gene Ontology annotation, molecular function: zinc ion binding; p53 binding; histone H3K9 methyltransferase activity. Gene Ontology annotation, cellular component: chromatin; nucleus. Lineage: Eukaryota; Metazoa; Echinodermata; Asteroidea; Valvatida; Acanthasteridae.
CUGAGGCAUGCCAGGGUGAAUUACGCAUGCGCAGUUGGGCUCCACCAUGGCGGCUGAUUGGAAGGAUGUGGAGUCAAAGGUCAUAGAAGAGCUAGCGGACCAUCGUUUUGUCUUUUGUUCUGAUGAGGUUGGAGUGAGUGGUGAAGAUAGGAAAAUGCUUCAGAAGCGGUCAUCGCGUAAACAGUUUCAGGAUCUGUCAUUCAGAGACUCCGGCAAAAGGAGCAUAGAAAGGGUUCCAGUGGCAAAUGAUCUACGCUCUCAGAAAGGUCGGGAAUCCCAGAAUGCUUUGCGCCCUCAGAGACAGAGUGAUAGUGAGAGGGAAGAGAGGAACUCGGUUCAGAAUAGUAAACCACCAGCAAAGGGGAUGGAAGAACGAGUACCAAUGAUGACUCAGCCACAAGGAGGAAUGAAAAACACAGGAAUGCCUCCUCAACAAGCUGCUGCUCGUAAGACAGUUUCCUCAGCUAUGACAAAGAAACGGACACAGUUGAUUAAAAAGUUGAUGACAACCUCGUCAAAACUCACUGCCCGGAAAUCAGGCCCAAAUGUCAACAGGUUGCAAUUACAGAAGAGAAACAUGCAACUGAAUGCAGGCAAACGAGCUGCGUUACCAGUCAGGUUUAACUUUCGAAGGUCCACUCAAAUGGAGAUGCCAAAGAGGCAGUUGGCUGGAAAACAAUGUGGUCAUGUAGCUCCAGAUAAGGUGAAUCAUUCCCACGGUGCACAACUUGUUAAUGAAAGAGGUAUCUUGACUACUCUAAAAACAGAACCAGUCCAAAGCAGUGUACCAUCAAAUGUGGAAAUAAAAGGUAGUGUGACAGACCAACCCGAUAAACCAAAACAGCAUGCUACAGCGCGGAAAUCGUGGUCUACAAUAAAGAAUUUAACCAACAGUCCCACUACACCACAAGGCUCUCUGAAAAAACCGCACCAAGUUCGAUUUGCCAACAAUAAACCAGGGAAGGUAAAAACCAAAGAAAGUAGAAAAUUGAUUUUUGAUCUUAAUAAGAGUCGCAAACGGAAUGCUGCUGUUGCAGCUGAAACUUUACCCGCAGCCAAGAAAUUGAAAUCGGCAUCAAUGGCAAUACCACCCGUUGUACAACGAGCCAUUAUGCUUGGCUUAGUCACAACAUCAUCAUUUCGACCAGGCAUGACAGUCGCCAAUCCAGUUGAUGGAGAUACAAUCUUACAUCAGAAAGAUUCCAACAAACUACACGUGCAAAGAACAGCAACUCAGGAUUAUUCCCCCGAUAAUCAAAAGACUGACUCUGACGAUUCAGCACCUGGUACAGGACAUAGCCUAAUGGUAGGACAACACGAAAAAAUGAGAAACUAUAGAGACAGAGACAGCAACUUGAUGGAGUCUCCUGACUCAUCUCAAGUUGAUGAUCAAGACAUUUUCAUGGAUGAUGAUCCUCCGAAACUCAUCAGUAGUAGGGAUCUUGAAGCUCAAGACGUGAGUGGCAGUGAAGAAACACCUGAACUUGACAGCCAAGCACCUCCUGAUAUUACACCUGCUCAGGACAUGCACCAAACACUGCCCUCUAGUGGUGAUAUACAGUCGGCAGAUCGUGACAAUCCCACCCCAAUUCCAGGCACCACAGCGUCAUCCUGUGAUCCCCGUCAUGCUCUUGCUGCAGAUUUCCCUGUCGGUACUGCUGGGUCUGCUACGCCAGAUUCAUCGGCCAAGGAGACCUGUCCAUCUGACAUCAAGAAGAAGAAGCGCCCUCGUACACACACGCAUUUUGGUAUGAAGCGGCAUCGAGUUGGCAAACCACCAAAUAAAAUCGCUACCUACGAUUCUGAUUCAACUGAUAUCCAGAGUGAAGCGGGCAGUGAAAAUCAGUCACCAGGUCAGAAGAAGAAACGAUCUAGUAGCACCUCAACUAUGGCCAGCUUAGAAUCAGAUGCAGAGUUUUCAGCACAGGGUAGUCUUGAUGGACACAUCAAUAGCAGUCAACAUCUCCAGUCUGAGCUUCCUCUUUGCUCUUGCCGCAUGGAGCAGAAAGGUCCUUCAUCUGUAAUCUUAUCCACCUGUCGAGCGUUGGAAGUUAUUGACAGUGAGCUGGUUGAGUGUACAAAUAAGAUCAAUACAGGCAAGUUACAUCGUCCAUCUUCCAGAGUUCCUUAUGGAGGCUUCUGCGCUGAGCACAGGACACUGAUGACUGAACACAAGUGUUGCCCAGGAUGUGGCUGUUUUUGCACAACAGGAGUCGUGGUCAUCUGCAACCCAGAAGGAAAUGACAAAAAAUCCCAUCACUUUCAUCGUGAGUGUAUCAUGGACUUAGCAGGAGCCCUCUAUUGUCCACAUUGUGGCAGUACCUCUGGACUACAAGAAAUUUCAAUCCCAUCCAAUGGGAAUAUGGCCACGCUACGCAAGAUACCAAAGUCCAAUGUCAUCAGUGGUGUUGUCAAGUUACCCAAGUCGUUGCUAGGGAAACUAACUGGUUGCUGUGAUGAUGAGGAAUCACUGGAUGCUGAGGUUAAGGAACUUGAGGAACCCAAACAGCAUGGACCAAGAGCAAAGAUGAGCAUAACCAAGAAAGAUAAACCCGAGUCAGUUAAUGAAGAACAAAGCUAUGCUGAAUUACUAUCGAAGAGUGUCAUCCUGAAAUCAGGAACGAUCCUUACCUCAAAGCCAUUACCACCUGGUCCAAAGAGAGAUGUCCUGGAGUCAGCCAUGGAAUACCUCAACAUAGAUUCGCCUAAACGAAUCCGUUUCUUCCCCAAGAACAUGUACAAUGCAUCCUUGCAAGGCGAAAUGGGCAAAGUACUUCAGAUGCUUGGUAAGAUCAAACAAGGGGAAGAAAAAAUUGGCAAAAUUAGUCACAUGGCUGUUGAGAAUGGGUACAACGACUGUAUGAAAUACCUGAUAAAACAUGGUGCUGCUGUGGAACACAGGGAUGACGAGGGUAUGACUAUCCUUCACCUUGCGGCUAAGACUGGCAAUUUGGAGGCUGUUAAACACAUCAUGAGUCUCAGGAAAAUCAAUUCCAAUUCCCAGGACGAUGGUGGUUGGACACCAAUCAUCUGGGCUGCCGAGUACAAACACAUUCCAGUCGUGAAGUAUCUCAUAGAACGAGGUGCUGAUCCGAAUGUCAGAGACAAGGAGGGCAAUUCAGGUCUUCAUUGGGCUGUCUUCUCUGGAUCAGAAGACGUCGCUGAGCUUUUCCUCAAUAGACAUUGUGAUGUCUACGCACCCAACAUUCAUGGAGACACACCACUACACAUUGCCUCCAGAGAGAAUCACUACGGCUGUGUCACCAUGCUGCUUCUGCGAAAUGCCAACAUUGCAGUCACAAACCAGGAAGGUGAGACACCUCUAGAUUGUGCCAAGCCAAACUCGGAUGUAGCCUUAGCUUUGCAGGUGAAUGAGAAGAUGAAACUGGCUGCUGGUAACAGAGCUAUCAGAACAGAAAAGAUCAUCAGUCGUGAUAUAUCCCGUGGUUUGGAAUCACUUCCCAUUACUGCUGUCAAUGCCAUCAAUGAUGACCCUGUGCCAACAGACUUUCACUAUGUUGCCCAGAGCUGUGAAACAAAGCCUCUCAGCAUCAACCACAGUAUCAAGAAUCCACCGAUGUGUACUUGUACCAAUGAAGAUUGCUACACAGACAGCUGUGAGUGUGCCAACAACAGUGUUCAAUGCUGGUAUGACUCGGAUGGUCGUCUCUUUCCUGAUUUUGACUACCAUGAACCUCCUCUAAUCUUUGAGUGUGGACCUGGUUGUAAGUGUUGGAGAUCCUGUCGUAAUCGUGUAGUUCAGAAUGGCAUCAGGUGCCACCUUCAGCUCUACCGCACGGCAAAAAUCGGCUGGGGUGUUCGUGUCACCCAAGAUGUGCCACAGGGUACCUUCAUUUGCGAGUACUCUGGGGAGCUGAUUUCUGAUGCAGAGGCUGACAAAAGAGAGGACGAUUCUUAUCUCUUUGAUCUUGAUAAUGAGGAGAGGGAGGUGUAUUGUAUCGAUGCCCGUUACUAUGGCAACGUCAGUCGUUUCAUUAAUCAUCAGUGUGAUCCCAACAUCGUGCCAGUGAGGGUGUUUAUUGAGCACCGCGAUAUCAGCUUUCCCCGGAUUGCUUUCUUUGCUUCACGUGACAUCAAAGCACAGGAGGAGCUUGGCUUUGACUACGGGGACAAAUUCUGGGCAAUCAAAUCCAAGUUUUUCACCUGCUGCUGUGGAUCAGAGCAUUGUAAACAUUCUGAAGGAACCUCAGGCAGUGAUGAAGGGGAUCCAGAUAGCUGAAACCAUCCAGGAUAACAGGUGGUGUUUGUUCUCUCUGUGUUAUCAUCAUUGUUUUAUUAGGUUCCUGAUUCCAAAGAGGUACUGCUGAGCACAAACUAAUACUCGGCCAAUUGUCCACUCAGUCUAUGAAUCUGAAGAGCACCAGUCCAGGGCAGGAUGUCGUAUUGAGGUUUGGGGCUGGUAAUCUUUUCUUGCUGAGCAGUACUUUUCAACACUUGGCAGAAUCGUAUGCUUUGUAGCUCUAAGGAGCAAAGUUAUUUCUGAAGGUAUGAUUUACUACUUUUAUCUGGGAGAAUUUCUUAAGUACUUCAGUGUUUGUAAACUCUGAUAAAAUUUGCAAAAAAUCCAACUGGGCUCGAAAGAGAUGGGUAAUAGUUCAGUUCUCUUGAGUUUUUGGAGUCAUUAAACCACCUUUUACACCUUUGAAACAGUUUCCAAUAAACCUAAAAUAAAACUCACUCUGAAGAGAUGUCAGGGAUAAACAGAACAAAGUUGAGAGAAGCAUUGGCUGUGUGAAUAGAAGCAACAAGAAAAACUGUCUUUGACUGGGAAUUGUAAACCCUUCCAAUGUUGUCAUUGCGGGGUCAUCUAAAUAGAGGAUUCGGUUGGCAAGGUGUUUUAGGUUGUGAGUAAAUUGUGAGAGUUCCUUGCUGUGACUGGCCAUUUUUAUUAGAAUUCCUUCUUCACCCACUAGCCCUCACCCACUUUGUGCCUUGCUGAGCCAGAAAUCGUGACCAAUCUUGAAAUUUUUUAUCCUUUUUGCAGUAUUACCUACAUUUAAAUUGUAACACCACACGUAUUUAUGAUGUCUGUUCUCAGAUGGGUGAAUAAAUGAUUAAAUCUUCUCGUAGGGAGUCAGGCAAUUAUAAGUCCAAUUUGUACCUUUUUUAAAACACAAUUCUAUAUGACACAUUAUUUUAAAGGUGGUUACUGUAAAGAAAAUGUCUGGUCAUACAAAAGGAGAAAUGAAAAUCAAGUGUCUAAUGGCAGUCUUAUCAUCCUGACAGUUGAAAGUUUGUCAUUGUCUAAAAAUUUGUAUAACCCUCAGAAAGUUUGAUGAGGUGACAUGCGAACCUCGUACUUACUAAGCCUUUUUUGUCUGCCGCCUCCUCCCCUUAAAAAGACAUUUGACACUGCCAUCAUUUGGCACUGCCAUCAUUCGGCCCAUAUUUGUUACAUGGAUUAGCUUAUGAUGGGACCAGAUUAUUCACAGUCAACUGUCAAUGUCCAUCCUAGAUAAAGCCAGUACAUGUCAUUGAAUGACGAUUGUCGACCUUAAAUACCGAUGCUCCUCUACAGUUUCCUGACAUGCAACUUUCCUUGGAGAUUGAAAACCAACUAUGCAAAAUCUUUUGGAACAUUCUCUUUUUUGAAUUCCAUUUUAGAUGCCUACCUGGUAAAGUAUAGUCACUCCUGUCGCUCCAACCGUAAUGUUCAAAUCGAAUCCACUGCUGUAAUCAGCAAUUUGAUACCCUCCACCAUUCCUUUCAUUGAUAAUAUCCAUAUCUUUUUUAUCAUACAAUUCUUACUGCACAUGAACCCUCUUCAUCUUUUUCAGCCGGUCGUUUGCUAUCUCUUACAUGAAUCAUUUUGCCAAGCAUUGAUUCAGAAAGCCUGUGUAAACAUUCAUCACUCAACUCUUAUAAAUGUACAGUAUACACACUUGUUUUCUCAAUCCAGACUUAUUUAUUAUUUUUGCCCGCACUGGACACGUAUUAAUUUUCACGCAGAGCUGUGAAAUUUAUCAUUGAUACCACAUCGUAUUCACGAGCGUGUGCCGCUGCUUUCUUUUCAUUUGAGUUAAAUAUGGCAGUGGAUUGCAGUAAUGUCUUAGCAAGCUGGAUAGCUAAAUAUUAUUCCAAGGGCAAUGACCAUCCGAAGAGAAAAGAAAAACUUAUUGUGGCACAUUAAAAGAGGGGGUUGUUUCUUGGAAUUGGAGGAUUCAGGAAGAAUCGUAGUUAGAGUUUGGUGACAUUUCAAAAUCUGGUCUCUUUUUAGUGACGCUCUGUUAACGACAUAAUGAAAAAGCUGGGCGGUGAUUGUGUUUUGUUUUUCAACUUCCAAAUAGUCUUCACCGCUUGAGGUAUCAUUCAGAAAUUAAACAGCACCAGUCUACCCAAAACUGGUUCCUGUACAUGUGGACACCAGAAACUCAGAUAGUUUCAUUAAUUAAUCUGCUCUUUUCAUAUUUUGUUUUCUCAUAUGAAGCACAAUGUAUAAAAAUAGAUUUUUUUAAUUUGCGAGUAUAUGUAAUAAUCAAUAACAAGCAGAAAGGUCAAUCCCUGAUUUUUAUUUUCAUUUAUUUUUUUUUAGUUGUUACUGACGUCAGUUCUGUACUUAAUCAUUAUUUUCUCACCACAUGAAAGUUAGAUGAGUUUCAGCGAAGUGAAUGAACACGAAGGAUUAGCGAAUGUGACCUAGCGACUUGUAGUUUUCAUCUCAGGUUACAUUGAGCAGGAAAUGAACUUUUCGGUCUUUCUCCACUCGGAGGAAAAAGAAAUGGCUUGAGGGAAAGAAUCGUCCGCAUGUAAGGGAAGUUGGUGUCUAUGGUAUUGCUGAUUUGUUCUUUGACAAUCAACCCUCAGGUGAUUUUGUAGUUAACAUCACAUACUCUCUGAUUGUCGGCUCGCGCUUUUCUCUUCUUACAAUCUCACAGCUGCAUGUCCACAUGCCUGGCUAUAGGCGUUGAUUUCUUUUCUUUGAAGGGUCAUACUAAAAUAUCCAUAUAUCCUUUGAAAGACGAACUGGAAUUCUCGUUGUUUGUUGAGAUUCCUUCUUUUCCUUGAUGUGUUUUUGUGCAACUGGUUAAUUGUCAUUACUUGUACGUUUUACGUAUGGCAGUAAUCCAGUUGUACGUUACUGGGUAAUGGUCCGGUUAUUGACUUUAUUGUAAUCUUUAAAAAAUAUGAAGGGGGAAUUAAAAUGACCUUCCAGUUUUAACAACAUUUUAAGUGGUAAAAUCAGUUAUUGUUCCUUUUUUAUGAUUUUCACAAAAGUGGAGGAUAUAUUUUUGUUGCUUUGAAGAAUUGGACUUGUGUUUUCCUGAGAAGGCUUUUAUCUGUGUAACGUAGAGAGACUAGUGCUGUGAUUCGAUCAGUUAUAUGGAGCGUGCUGUAAGAAUAAAAGACUUAAAAAGAGUUUUCAUGAACGAGUUAGCUGA